Messenger RNA from Ipomoea triloba (trilobed morning glory), 1268 nucleotides. Its product is annotated as purine permease 1-like. Gene Ontology annotation, molecular function: purine nucleoside transmembrane transporter activity. The transcript is spliced from 2 exons. The coding region runs from base 53 to 1147 and encodes 364 amino acids. Lineage: Eukaryota; Viridiplantae; Streptophyta; Magnoliopsida; Solanales; Convolvulaceae. The record is from RefSeq and is a predicted model, not a curated record. Gene Ontology annotation, cellular component: membrane.
CUACUUGUACCCUUGUCAUCUACGCCAGUUGGAAUUGAAAUUAAACUGAGAAAUGGAGAUUUCUUCUGUAGGUAGCUCACACUUGAGGUUGAGGCGUCGUCUCCUCCUCAUCUUCAGCUGUAUUAUCUUAACCAUCGGCCAAUGCGGCGGCCCUUUGCUCACGCGCCUCUACUUCCUCCACGGCGGCAAGCGGGUCUGGUUCUCAAGCUGGCUGCAAACCGUCUCUUUUCCCGUCACGUUCAUCCCACUCGCCGCCGCGUAUUUCAAUCGCCGCAAGACCCAAGGCCCCGCCGCUAAGCUCACUUUCUUAACGCCCAAAAUCUUCCUCGCCUCCGCGUUUAUCGGCCUGUUAUUAGGCAUCGACGGUUAUAUGAACGCCUUCGGGGUAUCGAAGCUCCCCGUGUCCACCUCGUCGCUCCUACUCGCCACGCAGCUCGCUUUCACCGCCGGUUUUGCGUUCCUGCUCGUCCGGCAGCGGUUCACGCCGUUCUCCGUCAACGCCAUCGUGCUGCUGACGACCGCCGCCGCCGUGUUGGCGAUCGGCGCCGACGGGGAUAAGCCGGCCGGCGAGUCCACGAAGGAUUAUAUCCUCGGAUUCGUGCUCACGCUCCUCGCGGCGGCGCUCUAUGGGUUCUUCUUGCCGUUGAUUGAGUACACUUAUAAGAUGGGGAAAGAAGGGAUGACGUACGCCUUCGUUCUGGAGUUGCAGUGCGUGAUGUCCUUCUUCGCCACCGCUUUCUGCACCGUCGGAAUGAUCGUCAAUAAGGAUUUCCAGGCAAUUUCAUCGGAGGCAAGAGGAUUUGACUUCAAAGAAGGAACAUACUAUGUGGUCGUAAUAUGUAGUGCCAUUGUAUGGCAACUACUUCUCCUAGGAAUGGUGGGUGUGAGUUGCUACGGUUCGUCCCUUCUCUCCGGCAUUCUACUCGCCACCUUACUCUCCGUCACGGAGGUGUUGGCCGUCGUCUUCUUCAAAGAGAAAUUUGGAGCCGAGAAGGGCGUUUCUCUUGCCCUCUCCCUCUGGGGAUUCACUUCCUACUUCUAUGGUGAAGUCAAAAACAAUAAGACAAGCACGGAGGAUAGUCAAACAAAAGAUGAUGACCUUGAUAAUAAUAAUAAUAAUAAUGAUGAUGUUCUUUUAGAUGCUUAAAAUGCUCAUAGUUUACUAAGAUUAUGUAUGUAAUCCUAGCAAUGUGUUUGAUAAAUAAUUAUUAAUUGUAAGAUUGAGAAUCAAAUUAAAUGCAUACCAAUUAUAUUUUGUUGGAUCUCAA